This is a messenger RNA of Arvicanthis niloticus (Nile rat), 4045 nucleotides long. RefSeq names its product shisa like 1 (gene Shisal1). Lineage: Eukaryota; Metazoa; Chordata; Mammalia; Rodentia; Muridae. The record is from RefSeq and is a predicted model, not a curated record.
UGCAUCCUCGCAGGCAGUUGCUGGUGUCGGGAGUCUUUCGGAACAGGCAGCGCCGGACGGGUCAAUGCCAGCCGGAUGAUGACCAGUUGUGGCCAGCGGUCCCGGAACGUGCUCGCAGUAUUCUCUCUGUUGUUUCCCGCAGUCCUGUCUGCACAUUUCCGGGUUUGUGAGCCUUACACGGACCACAAAGGCCGCUACCACUUUGGCUUCCAUUGCCCCCGGCUCUCAGACAACAAAACCUUUGUCCUCUGCUGUCACCAUAACAACACGGUCUUCAAAUACUGCUGCAACGAGACGGAGUUCCAGGCGGUCAUGCAGGCAAACCUUACGGCCGGCCCCGAGGGCUACAUGCACAACAACUACACGGCACUGCUGGGAGUGUGGAUCUACGGCUUCUUCGUGCUCACACUGCUGGUCCUGGAUCUGCUCUAUUAUUCCGCCAUGAACUACGAUAUUUGCAAGGUUUACCUGACGCGGUGGGGGAUCCAGGGACGCUGGAUGAAACAGGACCCCCGGCGGUGGGGGAACCCUGCUCGAGCCCCUCGGCCAGGACAGCCGGCCCCACAGCCACAGCCUCCCCCUGGUGCCCUGCCGCAAGCCCCCCAGGCCGUGCACACACUGCGGGGAGACACACACAGCCCACCCUUGAUGACCUUCCAGAGCUCAUCUGCCUGAAAACCCUUUUGCUGUGCCUCAGGAUGGAGGAGGCUAAACCCAGAGCACCUGGUGCAGCCUCCAAGACCAGCUUCGACCAAGACACCAGGGAGAGCCGGGGCAGUGGCGUGGUAACAAAAGAGGAAAUACCACCUGUGCCCAGAACCCCCUUCCGUGAACUUCUGAGAUUAGGAGCAAACUCAGGGUCCGGGGACAGGGUGCAGGAAAGGGGCUCUGAGCCACCUGUCUGCAAGCAAUAGUUCUCUCUGGGGCUGGUGGCUUCUGAGAAGAGACUUGGUGUGGACUGAGGUGACCAACACUAAGCUGCCCUGGCUGAUCCCAGCCAGAGGGAUUUGGGGCCGUGAGUUGUACCAUGGUCCAAACACUGAUGUUUCCCCUGCCUCCACUCCCUCCAAUAGCGGCCCCCUUAGGCCUAUCCGUGUCGGAAUAUUGAACUUGAGUGUGUGCGCGCACGUGUGUGAUCAGGGUGUUUCUAUAUGUUCAGUCAGUUAGCUUUUAAUUGAGCCCCAUGGCCACUGGCUGCAGGUUCUCUGAUGAGUACAAGUUGCCAUGUGGCUGAGGAGUCAUGCCCCUGUCCUUGUCUGAGGCCCAGGCCUCUUGCUGUGGCCAGCAACUGUGAGCCGGUGGAGUCCGUAGGCACAGGGCCCAGCCUUCCUGUGCCACAGGCAGUGGGGACUGGAGCAGACCAGGGACGGUUGGUUCUGAUGGAAUCCGUUCCCAUAGCAGCAGUACAGAGGAAGCAUCUUAACUGGCUUUGGGUAGCCUAGGUUGGAUGUGCUGUGUGUGCCUUCACAGCCCCUGGGAGGUGGGGGUGCUAAUGUCAUUGGGAACAGUGCAGCUUGGGGAAGGGUGCCACAUUCAUACGGCAGGAAGGGAUCUGCUCCACAGUUUAGUCCCGGGAUGUCAGGAACCUGAGUCCAGAUUUGGAUUCCCAGGGUGUAACCGACUCCAUAACCCAGGUCCCCCAGUGUGGUCACUGGAGCACGUGCCUGACAUUUUCCCAGUGAGUGCAGCACCUCCACAGCCCAGGUCCUCUGCUAUCAUUGCCAGAGCCUCACCCACAAGCUCGCCCUAGCCACAUGCCUGCUGUGCACCAGGCCAGGCAGCGAUAAGGUCCAGAGGUGUGUGUGUGGGGGGGGGGGGCGCUCUGCGCUUUGCCCUGGAGUGCCACACCUUGGCGGGAGGAAACCACACAGCCAAAAUGAUGGGUCCUGUGGAAACUCAGAACAGAGGGUUCUGUGAAUCUGUCCACUUAAAAUGGUGGUUUCCAAGUAAGCCUGGGUGCCUGUGACAUCUGCCCAAAGAACUCAUCAUCUCUGCUCCAAAGCCACACAAAAGGAAGGACAUCCCCCAGAAGUGACUCUGUAAAUCUCCAGAGGUCACACUGCCAAUGUAGACACGGCCAUCUCAUCCCUGUGAAGGAGGCCAAAGUGUCCCCUCCCCUCAGCCCUGUGGCUCAUUCUUCCUGAAGCUGCUUCCUUGCUUGGUCAGUGCUGUCCCCACAGGGUUGGUGACCUUCCCUCCCCCACACUGUGGAGAACAAUAAGCAAGGGGCAGCAAGGAGGGACAAGCCAGCAUGGGGGUGCCCGUGAAGACCACAGAGGUAUAUCGUGGAGGCCAAGUGGGGCUUGGGUGGUCAGAGAUGUCAAAGCCGGGGUCUAAAUGGAAUCUAGAAAAGAGGAGUGUGCCCAGGCAAGCGGCAGCCAAGCCAAAGGCCACAUGCCUGUCAGGUUCCUGGAAGUAAACAAUCCAGGAUGGCCAGGAGUGGCAGAGGUGAAGGGAUAGAUCCACGUGCUGAUCUCUGUGGUGACCGUAAUGGCGUACACACACAAUGCUUCACCAUUGAUAAUGCUGUGAUCUAGGACACAAAGCUCUUUCCACUCUGGCUGGCUCUUCAUUCUUCAGCCCACACGAGGGAGGGAUGGCCCAAUUUGUAGACAUGGAAGCUGUCAUUCUGAUGGCUCUAGAGGCCUAUUGGACCUUCUGGCCUCCGUCUCUGCACCCAGCCUGUUUUUCUCAGACACACUACUGUGUUCUGCACACACCCCGAAGAGCCUAUGCUUGGAUCUUGAUUAAAGAUGGGUGUGGAUCCUCACCCACAUCCUAGGGUAUGGGGCAGCCAUCGCCCUGGAGGGUUCUUAGCAGUGGACUGGCUGAAUCAGGCCACACUUAAAGCCCCUAGGCAGAGCCUCUGCAGGGAAAAGGAUCCUGGGAUGCAUAAGAUAAAGAUUCUGAUAGCACAUGAGCAGAGUGAUCACAGGCCCUCCUGCCUCAGUUUCCCCAAAACUGAGAGAAAGGAGUCAUACCAGGUGUUGAGGCAACUUCUGGUUUUGGGUGGCUCUGGGUGACACUCUUGCAGCUGCUUGCACAGGGCUUGGAGCUACUUCCUCUAUGAAGCCUCCUUCCUCAGACACAGGAAGGGUCAUGGCCAUGCAGACAGCAGGAUACUGGGUGGGCAUGGAGGUCCCCAUCAGAGGCCUCUUAGGGAAUAGCUGAAGGUCCCCAUGAAGCUUCUGGUUGGGGUCUGCUGGGAUGCAUCUCUCAUGUAUGUGUCUGAGGCUAAGAGUCUCGACACUGUCUAGGACACAGGAGUCCUCCUAUCCACAGAGGACAACAUAGCCUUUGAUUUAGAAGUCCCUGGGCACUCUGCUCUCUCCCGGUUGGUUGACCCUGGCUCACCCCCUGGCUCACCCACCACCCAACCUCUCUGAGCCUCCUCUCUUCACUUGGCAAACAGGGGUUAGAGGUCAGGGUCUUACCCAAUGCUGCCUCCAGAGCUACUGGAGGCAGGAUCUACGGCCAUGUGGGUGUGAGAGCCCAGGUGGGCUGCAGGACCCCAGGUGGCCAUGAUGAAAAUCUGUCUCCUGCCCAUGGUGUCUGUGGGUGACAGAUGUGCCAAUUAGUAGCAUGUCCUAAAAGGACACAGAGUAGAGACAAGGUCCCGAACAGUUGUUGAGCUGUGUCUCUGCCAAGCUUCCCAUUUGUCUCUUCCAGCUGCAUCUGUCCUCAUCUUCCCAUGAGGCUGUAGUACAGGCCUGCAGCAACAAGUAGCCACAGGAAGCAGAGAAGCUGCAGACACUGUGUGCUCAUGGAGGGGCAUGGAAUGUUCUCGUGUCUGCCUGAUUUUUUCCCAGUGGGAACUCUAUGUCCCUAGUGAUCAGUGUUAUGCCCUGUCCUGUGUGCUCUGGAGCCUCCAUUCAGAACUCCUCCCUGGUUGGCUGGACUCACCAAGGAAAUGGCUUGCUCAUCCCAUGUGGGAGUGGCCAAGCAUCUGAUGGUGACUGUAACCAGUGUGCAACAGGCCUUAAUCCAAACAGGAGCACGUGUGCACACACACACAAACACACACACAUGCACGCGUGUGCAUACA